AAGUUCAAGCUGGAGCAGUUGCCGGACAGUCGCAAGAUGAAAACGGCAGCGAUUGCACUGUUCUACUUGGGAUUAUGGGUGAGCACGUCAACAUUAGUGCUGGGCAAGCGGUAUAUGCGCUGUGAAUUGGCUCGAAAGCUGCUGGAGCAGCACAGCUUUGAGCGCAGUCUGCUAUCCAAUUGGAUAUGCCUGCUGGAGCAUGAGAGCGAAUUAGAUACCAGCAAGAUAAGCACCACAUCGAAUGGAUCACGCUAUGGACUCUUUCAGAUUAGCAGUCGCCAUUGCCAGGACGGUCGACGUGGCGGCGUUUGCAACGUCAGCUGUCAAGAUCUGCUCGAAGAGAAUCUGAGGGAGGCAGCCGUCUGUGCCAAGCGAAUUCAAGCCGAGGAGGGAUUUCGACAUUGGAACGGCUGGCAACGCUAUUGUCGCAACACCCAAAAUCUGCCCAAUCUGAAGGUUAUAUGUGGCAUAUAAACUUACUCUAUCUAUAUACUCUACUAUUUUCAUACAUAUGUACUUAUCAUGAAUAAAUGUACAUGUUUUAUAUACCUACACAA
Messenger RNA from Drosophila innubila, 557 nucleotides. RefSeq names its product lysozyme. The transcript is spliced from 3 exons. The record is from RefSeq and is a predicted model, not a curated record. Bases 37 to 474 code for a protein of 145 amino acids. NCBI's taxonomy places the organism in Eukaryota, Metazoa, Arthropoda, Insecta, Diptera, Drosophilidae.